Molecule: messenger RNA, 2646 nt
Organism: Raphanus sativus (radish)
Lineage: Eukaryota; Viridiplantae; Streptophyta; Magnoliopsida; Brassicales; Brassicaceae
Product: glycerophosphodiester phosphodiesterase GDPDL5
Exons: 9
Coding region: 329-2542 (737 amino acids)
Biological process (GO): lipid metabolic process
Molecular function (GO): glycerophosphodiester phosphodiesterase activity
Source: RefSeq, a predicted model, not a curated record
GACACAGUUUUAGAAAUUGGGCGUCCCUCAAGCUAGAAAUGUUAUGGAGACCUAAUGAGAUAUGUGGAGAUAGAUUCACAUGCUAGCUAUCUUUACUUAAAGUCUCCAGCUAAGAUGAAUUUUGAUUCCAGUUUCCACAUAAACGACAUUAGUCUCAACAAAGAUAGAAUAAAGUUGCAAUAAGUGCUGCUGGAGAAUAAGAUUACGUUUUGAAGCUGAACUUUCCUUUUUGAGGAAGUGGUAGUUAAUGUAACUUUUUAUUGCUAAACAGCUCAUAAGUACAAUUAUUCACUCCCAUCUUCAUCAAGAAAAAUCUCCAGUAAUAACCAUGGUGUUCCCUAGGAUGGUUUUUCUGAUUCUGCUCAACUUUUUCAUUUUACAGACUGUUUCAUCAAGUUCUUGGAAGACAUUGCACGGGAAACCUCCUGUUGUGGUUGCUAGAGGAGGGUUCUCUGGUUUGCUUCCAGAUUCCAGUGAAAAUGCAUACUUGAUGGUGAAAUUGACAACUUCUCCAGACGUAAAACUGUGGUGUGACCUUCAGCUAACAAAGGACGGUGUCGGAAUCUGCUUCCCAAAUCUGAACCUUGACAACGGUUCUAAUGUCAAGGACGUUUACCCUAAUCACAAAGAAUGGUUUUCUGUUGGUUUCACAUGGAAAGAACUCUCUACUGUGGCUUUGAAACAGGGUGUUUUCUCAAGAUCACAAGUCUUUGAUGAUGUUUCCUAUAUGGUGCCUGUUGAAGAAGUAGCAAAACUAGGGACUUCAGGCCUUUGGUUAAACAUUCAGCACAGUGAUUUCUACACGCAACACAACUUGAGCAUGAGAAACUUUGUUCUGUCUCUACCAAGCCACGCGAAAAUCAACUUCAUAUCCUCUCCAGACAUCAGUUUUCUGAAGAGCAUGAAAAAAGAUGUCAAACCAACUAAGACAAAGCUCAUCUUUAGGUUUUUGAGUCAAGACCAGAUAGAUCCUUUCACCAACCAAUCUUACGCCUCUCUUGCCAAGAACCUAAGCUAUAUAAAAACUUUUGCAACUGGCGUUCUUGUUCCAAAAUCUUACAUAUGGCCUGUAAGUUCAGAUCUUUACCUGCAACCCCACACGUCGCUUGUGUCAGAUGCUCAUAGACAUGGCUUGCAAGUAUUCGCCUCAGAGUUUGCCAAUGAUGCCGUAUUUGCGUAUAACUACAGCUAUGAUCCAACGAACGAGUAUUUAUAUUUCAUUGACAAUGGGAACUUCUCUGUUGAUGGUUUCUUAUCAGACUUUCCUCUGACUCCAUACAGAGCCAUCAAUUGCUUCUCUCAUUUGAACAAAAAAAAAGCUAAAAAGCAAGCUAAUGUAACUAUUAUUUCCAAGGACGGAGCGAGUGGAGACUUCCCUAGCAGUACUGACUUAGCAUAUGAGAAAGCUGUGAGGGACGGCGUUGACAUUAUUGAUUGUAAUGUUCAGAUGUCUAAAGACAAGAUCCCAUUUUGCAUGAGCUCCAUAGAUCUUAUGAGCAGCACCAAUGUCUUUGACACAAGCUUCAAAAAUCUGUCAUCAACAGCUUCAGAUAUUAAGGAGACAACUCAGAGAAGUGGAAUCUUCACUUACAGCCUGACCAUGUCUGAGAUACAAACCUUGAAGCCUGUCAUUUCGAAUCCUCAGGGGACGUAUGGUUUAUUCAGAAACCCAAGAAACAAAAACCUCGGGAAGUUUCUUACACUAGCCGAGUUCUUGUUGCUUCCUAACCGUCACAGCUCUCUCUCAGGCAUCUUGAUAAAAGUGGAGAAUGCAGCUUCUCUAGCAAAAGAUCAAGGAGUCAGCAUAGUUGAUGCUGUACUAGAUGAACUCAAGAGAGCUACUGCUACUCGAGAAACCUAUACAAUAUUGAUCCAGUCUACUGAUAAGGCUGUCCUGAUGGAGUUCAAGGAGAAGCGGAAGAUGAGUAACGAUGAGCUGGUCUAUGUAGUUGAUCAAGACGUCGACGGUGUGACAGAUCCCGCAAUCAAAGACAUCAAGAGUUUUGCAGGCUCCGUUGUCAUCAGUAAGAAGUCAGUUGUUCCAUACAACGGAGGGAUCGCCAGGCUUAAAAGCGAGACAAGCGUUGUCCCAAGGCUGAGAUCAAGCGGUCUUCGUGUGUACGUUGAGACAUUUAGCAACGAGUUUAUAAGCCAACCGUAUGACUUUUUCUCUGAUCCAACGGUGGAGAUAGACUACUUUGUCAGAGGAGAUCCUGAGGUUGAUGGCAUCAUUACUGACUUCCCAGCGACCACUGCAAGAUACACAAAGAACCAGUGCUACAGCAAAAUGGGUCUGAUUGGAACCGGUGGGCUCGUGCCUUUGGCCAAUCCAGAGAUUAUUUCGCCAGCUGAAGCUCCAUAUCCACCACUAUUUGACUCAAAUGUCACGGAACCACCUCUGCCUGCAGUAAGAAGCCAGCCUCCUGCUCCUACUCCUACUCCUGCUGCACCAGCAAAGGCGAAGUCAAAGGCACAAUCAGUACAAGUUUCCUUUACGUCUAGAACCAUGCUGGUUCUUGUGAGCUUCUUUAUCAUAGCUUAGUGCUUUUAACUGACUUCGACUGCAAGUAAAACUAUGAAGCACAAUGUUUAAUUAAGUAUGUCAGAUUUCUAUUAAAAUAUUUGAAAUUUCAAUUUCAAUUUCUA